AAUCUUCACACAGCAACCAGAACCGCAGCUCCGGAGCUGCGCGGGCUCCACAGGAGCGCUGGCGACAUCUGAGCCCAGGCGCUGCGUUCAGGUCUGCUCUUCGCUUACUUCAGAGACGACGUCAGCACUCUAUGAUGCGGGAGCCUGAGAACAAUGCCCAGGGCAGCCUGGCCUCCUGCGUUCUUUUACUAAGUGGUUAGUUGCCUGCCCAGUAGACUGAGAGCACCUUCUGCCAAGGAAAUGUGAGAAGAGUUGAAAACGUGCUAUUUGGAGACUAUUCUCCUAGUAGACAUCCAGGAGAUCUCCGGAGAUCUAAUUCAUCCUCACUUCCCCGCAACUUCAUCAUGAAAAAGAGGAAGCCCAAACUGAAGUGAGUUAAAACUUUACCUCGAAGAGGAUUCUGGCUUGGCCCUGAAUUGAGGUUUAUACAUAAGCACAAUGAAGAAGAGUAACAGGAAAUCUCCCACAAGGAUCGACAAGCAAGAUGACAUCUGUGUCCCAGACUCCAAGGAUCCAGGAGAGCUUCAAAAUAUGUUAAAUGGAGGAGAAUACGCCCCUUUUGUAUCUCCUCCCAUAUUAGAGAGCAAUUUUAUCCAGGUCAACAGAAGAGGUGAAUCCAUUUACCUUCACAACCGAGCCAACUGGGUGACCGUAGGCAUCUGUGCUUCCAAUCCCACCAUCAAGACCCCUAACGUGAUGUUGCUGGCUCAUAUGACACCCACCACCCAGAAAGAUUCAGAACCCCUGUUUAAAAGUCUCCUGACAUCUCCUUCUCCAGAAAAUCUGGUGCUUACCAGGUUUCUCCCUCUGCAGUUUGUGACUCUCUCUGUACAUGAUGCCGAGAAUAUGCGCAUCAAAGUUAAGCUGGUGAGUGGCCGAGCCUACUACCUACAGCUCUGUGCCCCUGCAGGCAAACAAGACUCCCUGUUCCAUCAGUGGGUAGAGCUCAUCUCCCUCUUGAAUGAGGAGAAAGCCAAAGCUUCCAAAGUGUCGGAAGUCUCCAGCCUCUCGGAAAUCACAAACAGCACAGACAUCACAGGCUCAGUGGACAUCAUGGAUAUAGCAGCCUUCCCGGCCAUACAGACCUCACACCUGUCCACGUGUUCAGACCCCAGCAACGAUGUAGAGAGCAUUGAUUUCUCAGAAUUCACAGACAUCACUGAUGUCACCGACGUCACGGAUAUUCCAGAAAAUGAGGUCACCGAGGCCCCAGAUAUAAAUAUUGUCACGGAAGUCACGGAAGUCACAGACAUCUGUGAAGUCACAACAAGCUCAGGGGUCAGAGUGGUGUUUGAAAAUGAUGACAUACUCAGGGCCAAGCAAGAGGAAAAGGAAAAAAUGGAAAACAUUCUGAAGUCUGGCUGUUUACGAGAUACAAAAAGCAAGAAUGAGUUUAGAGAAUCCUCAAAACAUGUCACCAUCUCAAACCUAACACUGACUUUCGAAGGUGAAAGAUGUUUUCAAACUACCUUGAUUCCAGAAGAAGAUGAGACAGACAAAUCCAAAGAGUUGAGCGACAGACCCCCCGAAAUAAAGACAGUGGCCUCUGAAAGCACAACUCUCAAGGCUGAAGAAUCCAGGAGCGGGAGAACUGAUUCAGACAUUUCAGAUAAAUGUAAACUAAUAAAUUAAAAGCAAGUACAGCUCAAGAAAUAACAAUUGAAGGAAAGGAAAACAAAGCAGCAUCUUUCAUGUGGCAGAAAUAAAGGCUACUACUAAUCAUUAA
Cervus elaphus (red deer) is the source of this 1726-nucleotide messenger RNA. RefSeq names its product family with sequence similarity 71 member D (gene GARIN2). The coding region runs from base 439 to 1632 and encodes 397 amino acids. The transcript is spliced from 8 exons. Gene Ontology annotation, cellular component: nucleus. NCBI's taxonomy places the organism in Eukaryota, Metazoa, Chordata, Mammalia, Artiodactyla, Cervidae. The record is from RefSeq and is a predicted model, not a curated record.